CGCCUAGGAAAAUUGGUACCAGAAUGCAUAAACCAACAUGUCGCGGACGGCCGGCACAUGCAAAACUCCAAGCAAGGGCACAUCAGUUUGACCGGAUGGCAACAGCAGCCCAACACAACGCAAAGAGCAUGGGCUCGAAAAAGCCUCACUGAGACCGAGCUCACCACCGCGCGCACGCCUGCUGUGGACCAUGGCCGUCGUUCUCGUCGAUGCCGGCGGCGGCGGCGGCGAUGAUCGGCAGUACGGCGGGAGGAUCACCGUGUUCGUGGCGCUCUCCUGCGUCACGGCGGCCUUGGGCGGCGCCAUCUUCGGCUACGACCUCGGGACCUCAGGCGGCGUGUCAUCCAUGGGGUCGUUCCUCAGGGAGUUCUUCCCGGACGUGUACCGGCGGAUGCAGGGCGACGUGCGCGUCAGCAACUACUGCAAGUUCGACAGCCAGCUGCUGACGCUCUUCACCUCCUCGCUCUACAUCGCCGGCCUGCUCACCGCGCUGCUCCUCUCGUCGUGGUUCACGGCCAGGCGCGGGCGCCGGCCGUCCAUGAUCGUCGGCGGGGUGGCGUUCCUCGCCGGUGCGGCGGUCAGCGGCGGCGCCGUGAACGUCUACAUGGCCAUUCUCGGCAGGGCCCUGCUCGGCGUCGGUCUUGGCUUCGCCAAUCAGGCAGUGCUUCUGUACCUGUCUGAAAUGGCCCCUGCACGAUACCGAGGAGCAUUCAGCAACGGCUUCCAGCUGACCCUGUGCCUGGGAUCUCUCGCCGCGAACGCCAUCAACUACGGCGCCGACAAGAUCACCGGCGGCUGGGGCUGGAGGCUGUCGCUGGGCCUGGCCGGCGUCCCCGCCGCGUUCUUCACGCUGGGCGCCAUCUUCCUGCCGGAGACGCCCAACAGCCUCGUGCAGCAGGGCGAGGACCGCGGCAAGGUGCGAGCGCUGCUGCAGAGGAUCAGAGGCACGGACGCCGUCGACGCCGAGCUGGACGACAUCGUCGCGGCGAGCGGCGUGGCGCGGGGCGGCGGCGGCGAUGGCCUGCGGCUGAUCCUCUCGCAGCCAAGGAACCGGCCGCAGCUCGCGAUCGCCGUGCUGAUGCCGGCGUUCACGCAGCUCAACGGGAUCAACGCCAUCGGGUUCUACGCGCCGGUUCUGCUCCGCACGGUCGGCAUGGGCGAGAGCCUGGCCCUGCUCUCCGCGGUCAUCACGGUGGUCAUCUACACGGCGUCGACGGUCGUGUUCAUGUUCGUCAUCGACCGGUUCGGCCGGCGCACGCUCCUGAUCGCCGGCAGCCUCCAGAUGCUGGCCUCCGAGCUCCUGAUCGGCGCCAUCAUGGCGGCGGAGCUCGGCGACGAGGGUGGGAUGGGCCGGGGCUACGCGGCGGCGCUGUUCGUGCUCAUCGGCGUGUACGUGGCUGGCUACAGCUGGUCGUGGGGCCCCAUGACGUGGUUGGUGCCCACGGAGGUGUUCCCGCUGGAGAUCCGGUCGGCGGGGCAGAGCGUGACGGUGGCGUCCGGGUUCGUGUUCACCAUCUUCGUCGCGCAGGGGUUCCUCGCCAUGCUGUGCCGGAUGAGGGCGUGGCUCUUCUUCUUCUUCGCAGGGUGGAUCGUGGUGAUGACGGGCUUCGUGUACUGGUUCUUGCCGGAGACGAAGGGGAUGCCCAUCGAGCAGGUCCGCAAGGUGUGGAUUGAGCACUGGUUCUGGGGGAGGGUGGUGGGUGUGGAUGAAUCGCAGGCGAGCGACAAGCUGUGAAAAAACUCUAGCUAGAUGACCGGCACACAGUUAGAUCUAACCUCAAUGCAAAUUCUGGGCUGUGCAGAUUCAUCUGGGUUGUUCAUCUGAUAUGCAGAAUUCAUUAAGCUCUUAAAGAAACUGCAUCAGUUGUCCAACUGGUUACAUUGUUACAAGAAUCUGCUGAUUGUAGUAUUGAAACUGGGUAUAAAGACUGAAUGGUUGACAGAUAUCA
This is a messenger RNA of Panicum hallii, 1949 nucleotides long. Its product is annotated as hexose carrier protein HEX6-like. Gene Ontology annotation, biological process: monosaccharide transmembrane transport. Gene Ontology annotation, molecular function: monosaccharide transmembrane transporter activity. The transcript has 3 exons. Gene Ontology annotation, cellular component: membrane. NCBI's taxonomy places the organism in Eukaryota, Viridiplantae, Streptophyta, Magnoliopsida, Poales, Poaceae. The record is from RefSeq and is a predicted model, not a curated record. The coding region runs from base 191 to 1735 and encodes 514 amino acids.